GAAGAGGAGGAGGAAGUGAGUGGGAUGAAGGUUAAAGCCCCGUACUACAGUCCAUGGGGUACCCUGGAGUACCAUAAUGCCAUGAUUGUGGGGACAGAGUGUUUGGAAGAUGGCAGUGCAGGAGUCCGAGUGCUGUAUCUCUACCCAACUCACAAGUCCUUGAAGCCUUGUCCAUUCUUCUUGGAUGGCAAAUGCAGAUUUAAAGAGAAUUGUCGGUUUUCCCAUGGGCAAGUGGUAUCUGUGGACGAGCUUCAUCCAUUUCAGGAGCCCAAUCUCGGCUCUCUAGAAGUGGGCUCAGCCUGCUUGGCGAAACACCAUGAUGGAAUAUGGUAUGCUGCAAAAAUCACUGACAUUGACAGUGGUUACUACACAGUGAAGUUUGAGUCAUUGCUGCUGAAGGAGGCUGUCGUGGAGGGAGAUGGCAUCAUGCCACCACUGCGAAGCGAGGAAGACUCUUCCUCUCCCGAGUCUGAGGAAGACAACGUGGAUGACUCUGGCUAUGCUAAAGUGAUCGAUUCGGGGCCCUUGGAGAAUGGGGAAGGGGCUCCAGCUUGCAGUUCCUCCUUUGGUGGCUGGGAGGCCCAUACUCGUGGCAUCGGCUCCAAACUACUCGCUCAAAUGGGAUAUGAGUUUGGAAAAGGUUUGGGGAAGAACGCUGAGGGCCGAGUGGAGCCAGUGCAAGCCAUAGUGCUGCCUAAAGGGAAGUCCCUUGACCAAUGUGCUGAGAUCCUUCAGAAGAAGCAGCUGGAUCCAGCUAAGUCAAGGAAACGGCGAGUGAAGGCAAACCAUGCUGGCCGUCCUUCUGCAGGGAGCCGCAAGCCCCCCCGCAAUGUCUUUGACUUUCUGAAUGAGAAGCUUCAGGGGAAGGGCUCUGGGGAGCAGGAUGGAGGAAUGACACCAGUGGAGAGAAACAACAAGGAGAUCUACCACGCCAGUAAGAGCACCAAGAAGGCCCUCAGUGUCCGCCUCUUCCAGACAAUGGAGAAGAUUGACCAAACGCAGAAGACCAUCAGGGGAAUCCAGGAGGCCCUGGCACGCAAUGUUGGACGGCACAGUAUUGCCACGGCCCAGCUGGAGGAGAAACUAGCUGGUGCCCACAGGGAGCUGGGGCAGCUGCGGGCCCAGGAGGCCAGCCUGCAGCAGGAGCAGAAGAAAGCCGAGACACACAAGAAAAUGACUGAGUUCUAGUCUCCAAGGAAAGUGUAAAUGAAGGUGAUGUGGAUUUUGUCUUGAACACAUCAGUAUCCUUCCAAGCCUGCAACUAAUCAGCACCAACACCACAAGGAUUGUCAUUCUGUGACUAAGUAUGGGUCUUCUCUCUGCAUUGGGUUAAUGCAAAGCUGGUUUGGGGUGGGAAAUGGGAGACAGGUGGUGAAGAAGGUUAAUGCACUUAGCUCCCAAGUACAGUUAGUGGUCUCAUACGAGUGCUCUUUGUGACAAUUUGUGAUAAGAUUAACAGCUCCACAUGGCUAUCUGUCUCUGAGAGAUCCGGUACUGGAAAAGCAUGUCAGGGUGGAGGAGUCUUGCACAGGAGCUUCUUAUCUUUUGCCAAUAUUCAUGUGCAUGCCAUCUUUUAUUUAUUUAUUUUGCAAGAGUGGGCAUGUUAGUUCCAUUGUCCAAUAAGCAUAACUGCAUUUUGAGUCCCUUGAAUUUUCUCAGUGGUUUCAGUUGCCUCCUCACGUACUGUCCUAAACAGUUUCACCUUGAGACGGUUGCAUGUCAGUGGUGGAUAAAGCAAUCUCUGUAAAGCAUUUUGUGAUCCUUCACAAUGAACAGUACUAUAUCAAAAGGUAACUUAUUCUUUCACUAUAUUCAUCUACAAAACAAAUCAAGCAAACUCCUACAGGUGUUAUAUGCUCCUGGGGGGAUUCUGCGCCACUGCGCAAUGCAGAAUUUUGCAGAAAUUAACCUUGUGCCUGCAGAAUUCCUCCCCCCCCCCCAAAAAAAAUGGGCUGCAGUGCUGCCGGCCGCCACUAGGGGAUGCUGAUCCUGGCAGAGCCCAGCUCACACAUAAAAGACACUGCCAGGGGGUAGGGGA
Messenger RNA from Terrapene triunguis (Three-toed box turtle), 2038 nucleotides. RefSeq names its product zinc finger CCCH-type and G-patch domain containing (gene ZGPAT). Gene Ontology annotation, cellular component: nucleus. Gene Ontology annotation, biological process: negative regulation of DNA-templated transcription; regulation of transcription by RNA polymerase II. The record is from RefSeq and is a predicted model, not a curated record. Gene Ontology annotation, molecular function: metal ion binding; DNA-binding transcription factor activity, RNA polymerase II-specific; RNA polymerase II cis-regulatory region sequence-specific DNA binding. Bases 25 to 1188 code for a protein of 387 amino acids. The transcript is spliced from 7 exons. NCBI's taxonomy places the organism in Eukaryota, Metazoa, Chordata, Testudines, Emydidae.